Molecule: messenger RNA, 1149 nt
Organism: Guillardia theta CCMP2712
Lineage: Eukaryota; Cryptophyceae; Pyrenomonadales; Geminigeraceae
Exons: 5
Coding region: 1-1149 (382 amino acids)
Biological process (GO): fluoride transmembrane transport
Cellular component (GO): membrane
Molecular function (GO): fluoride transmembrane transporter activity
Source: RefSeq, a predicted model, not a curated record
AUGGAAGCAUCACCCGAUGUGCACAUCCCGCCGCAUGGACUUGCUGCAUCGGAAGCGCCGGCGCACGGAGAGGCCGACGGAGCGUUGCGAUGCUCUGCUCCUUCCGCGCUGAUCGAGGCGGUGAUAGAGGGGAUCCACAUCUCCUGGUGGGGGAUGCUUGGGACACUCAGCAGGAUCUACCUCGACGUGCUGUUCUUCGACUACCUCAACAUUACGUCUCCUUCCGGCGCUCUCUUUCUUGAUUGGCCGGCCAACGUGAUGGGAAGUUGGCUGGUGGGUCUGGUCAUCGGGCUCUCGACGGAGAUAGCAGACGAAGUUCCUUUGAUAGCCAACUUCGUUGAGUAUGGGCCCCAGUUGCAGGUCGGGCUACAAACUGGGUUCUGUGGCUGCAUCACGACGUACGCGUCUUGGAACCACCAGAUGGUCUCGAUUCUCGUCCUUUCAGGCUCUCAAUUCUGUGUGGGUCUUGCCGGGUUCGUGCUGGGCCUUCACUCCAUCAUGGCAAGCUACUCGAUCGGGGUGCAUAACGCCAGGCUCGUUGCUCUCUAUGUCGGGGGAACUCGUCUGGCAGAAAAGCAUCGAGAGAUAGGGAGCAGCCGAUCUUGGAGUCAGAAUGCGAGUAGACCAUCACCUCACCACGACCUUCCUGAGAUCGCCAGCCUGUCUCAGAGCAGAAGAACGUGGACCAUCAUUGUCUCCUUCCUCCUUGUCCUAAGCCUUGCUGCAAGCAUCACUGGAUGGGCUGUUGAGAAAGAGGAGGGCAAAGGCUACUGGGCUGCUGUCACUCUUUCUCCUAUUGGUGCCCUGGCACGAUGGCAACUUGGGAAGCUCUACAACAAGAGGAUCCGAUUCAGCGGGAACAAUGCGCCCUUCUUUCCUCUUGGAACUUUCAUUGCUAACAUGAUAGCCUCCCUCUUCAGGAGCCUCAUCGCUGCCAUUAUUACUGACAGUCCUACGGAGCUCAACCCAGCCGUUCUGGCAGCAUGCAGCGGGAUCAACACAGGGUUGCUGGGAAGCCUGAGCACAGCGAGCACUUUUGCAGCUGAGAUCUCCAAGCUUGUAGACUUCACCCCUACAGAUCUUCGCAACCUCGGAAAGACUGGCUACUACGGCUACCUCUACGCCUCCGUCUCCAUCGUUAUCAGGUGA